Molecule: messenger RNA, 3535 nt
Organism: Scheffersomyces amazonensis
Lineage: Eukaryota; Fungi; Ascomycota; Pichiomycetes; Serinales; Debaryomycetaceae
Exons: 2
Coding region: 110-3418 (1102 amino acids)
Source: RefSeq, a predicted model, not a curated record
CUUGUAUAAAACUGUGUUGUAAAGGGUGAUUUUUUUUAAGUGUGUGAGAAAAGUGAAAUUUAACCGUAGAAGACAGUAAAAUCCAUCCAUAUCUGCUUAAGAGAGGCAUAUGAGACAGUUAGUAAGGUAUCCAGGGUAUAUUCCUUCAUGCUAUAGUGCUAAGUCGUUAAUUGCUCCUAGAUUUGUACGAUUUUCUCGAUGUUGGAAUAGUUCUAAACCUGAUGAAGAUAGUAUAGAUUUAGAACUAAACCCUAAUCCAUUUCUGACACCUAGAAGUGAAGAAAGUGAAUUCAAGAAAAAUUUAAUUUCUAGUUUGGUUAAUAAAUUGGUUGAAAUAGAAAUCCCACCUUUAGCUGAACAUGAACAAGUCGAAAUUCCUAAAGUAGAAGCAAUAGAAGAUGUCUCUCCUAUUGACAUAAUUCAAAAAUUAAGUCCUUAUAUUAAUAAAGAUAUACCAGUUGAUAAAUUAGGUUAUGCAUUUAUUACCUAUUGGCUGGCUUUCUUUAAAAUCAAAAUUUUCCCCAUUGAAAAAUAUACUCCUGAUAUUUUAUCUCAUGAAUUAUUGGUAAAAUUAAGUAAAGAUUUAUUUAUGGAACCACAACUUGCAAUAAAGCAUGUAGGACUCUUAAUAAAGAAUAAUUCAGUUGAUAAAAUUCAUAAAUUAGUUAAUAAAUAUCUUCUAUAUUAUCCUGAUGUUCAAACAAAUCUUGAAGAACUUUCCGAUUCAUUUCCUGAAGUUGAUUUAAAAGAAUUUGAUUUAACUUUUUUAUAUUAUAUGGAUAAGUCUAUUGAAAAAAGAAAGACAAUUCCUUAUGAACUUCCAAAAUUUCCUAAGGAUACAUAUUUUCAUCCAUUAUUAAUAUUUGGUGAUGAUAUUACUUCUCCUAUAACAAAAAAAUCUGCUUCUAAAAGGGUAAAGAAUUUAAGUGAUAUGUUAUAUAGAUUAGGAAUUGCAUCAGUUGAUCUUUAUAGUACAUUAUUUGAAGAAGGUGUCAAAUUUACAGGAUUGGAUGAUAAUCUUAUUAAUUCCAUAGUUCUAAGAUCAAACCUUCAUAGAAUCUUUAAAAGUGAAAUGGAGACUGCUUUGAAAAAUUUAAAGAAUAAUGAUGAACUUGUUCGUCGUACAUUUUUCCUUUAUAUAGGAUUAUUAACUUUAAUUAAUCGUUGUCCACCUAUUGAAUGGUUGUCAUCUAUAAAAGUUUCUACUAGUGUAUCAACAAUUCCAAAAUAUACUGAAGUAAAUAAAAUACCCUCUAUGAGCUUUUCAAAAAAUCGGGAAAGAAAUAUGAUAAUUUUAGGAUCAAUGGCAUUUAAUCAUUCAAGAGCAGUUAGAAAUAUAUUUAAAGGUAAAUCUGUUGAUAGAUCUGCAUAUCAAGAACCAGUUUUAUAUGAAUUACUGAAUUCAAAGGCAAUAAAACUUGGUGGUGAACUUUUACAAGAUUUCCAUGGAACAUUGCAAAAGUUAAUAGAUAAAGAUAGUGAAGCUGCUAAGGAUUCUAUGUUAUUUUUGGGUUAUAAAAUAUUGGAACUGCAAAAACCCAUUAGACUUCCAGUUAUAAAGGAUUCUCGAACUAAAUCAUUAUUUUUAUCACCUCCAUUAGAUGAUCUUGUAAUUAAUAGAAUUAAAUUACUUAAUCUUUAUGGAAUAUAUAAAGCUUUAAAUCCAAAUCCAAAUCCAAAUCUAAAUCCAAAUCUAUAUCCAAAUCUAUAUCCAAAUUCAAGUCCUUUUGCACCAUUUUUUUAUAUUUAUAAUAAUUUGGGGACAGAAAGGUAUAGAUUCUUAGUAGACUUCCAUAUUCAAAGAUUUACAAUAGAAAUGAAUCACCUGGAAGAAGCAAAUGAAUUAUCGAGACAUUUAGGUAACUUCCUUAAGAGUUCACAAUUCAAACAAUUUUUAAUUGAAGCAAAUGGAUUUUUUAUUAGUCAAGCUGAUGAAGACUUCGCUUAUGUUGAAGAAUUUAUGGCUUACAGAGGUCUCCCUGAAUUUUAUACUACACAAUUUCAUCAGUAUUUUUCAUGUCUUUCAUUACCAAAACAAUUUGAAUGGGUUCGACGAAUUGUUGAUUCAUUUACAGUUUGUAUAGGUGUGUUAACUCGAGAUGAGUUUCUUGAACUCAUAAAAUCUUGUAAAAGAGCCAUGGCAGACAGGUCAAGUAGUUUGUAUGAAAUUAGAGAACAUCAAUUACUUACAAAAGCUCAAACCAAUCGGAUACCUUUGGUACCCGAUGGGGAUAUGAAACUUGAUGACUUUCCUAAAGUAGAAAAUAAGUACUAUGAUAAAAUGGGAGAAUAUUUCUUAAGAAGUUGUAUUUUAAGACGUAAUUUCCCAUUAACUUUGACAGCUUUCUUAUCAAUUUCAAAAGAGAACGAGAAGGUAUUAAAUAAACUUAAUACUGAAAAAUACCAUAUUAGACGUACUGCAAAGUCAGCAUUAAUGAAUCCACCUCAAGCUACUAAAGAAAUUGUUCAACAAUUAAUCAAAUUUUUUGAUGAUUAUCCUUUUGAACUGUUUAAUCCGAGAGAAGAUUUUAAUUUUAAAUUUGAUUUUAAAAUUGGAUUGCGUGAUUUAACUAAGCAUGAUAUUGAAAUUAACUUGAAUGACAUUGUCAUCCCACCUUUACCGUUAUAUGAUUUAGUAGAGAAACACGAUUUUGCUAAAUUGAAUUUGAUAAAUUAUACCGUAGCCGACUUAAUUUUCUCGCAAUUGGGUUUAAUUGGCAAGAGUAGAUUCGAUAUGUUCCUGAGUAUGAUGGCAAAGACUUCUGUGUAUGGAUUAGUAUAUUAUAAAUAUUUAAUUUAUAGGUCCAUUUAUGAAUUAUCAGAUGAUGGUACUGAUAAAGAAGUAUUGGAUUUUAUAUAUUCAAUCUUUAUGAAUCAUAAAUUCAAAUCACAUGUUGCUUUAAUGUCAGUUGAUUAUUGGAAUAUUUUUAAUGAUUCGAAAUUACAAGAUUAUUACAAAGAUAUAGUAGGUUGUACUACAGGAAAGGAGUCUGAUAAUGUUAGACUAUACGAUAUUCAAUUUGGUCAAUUAGUUGGAGCAAUCGCAAUGAUUGAGCCAGAUUUAAUUCAGAAGUGGUUUCAAGAAAUAGUCCAGCCAUUAUUUUACAAGCUUAAUGAAAUUAAAUCUCUGAAAGCUCAACUUGAAAUGUUGCAAGAGCUUAAGAAUAGAAUAUAUCACUAUGAACCAAGAAGAGAGGAAGAAGGAGAGGAAGAAGGACAAGAUGGAGAUGCUAGAGAAGGAGAAGAUGGAGCGGUCGGAGAGGAUGAUACAGAAGAUGGAGAUGGAGAUGGAGAUGGAGAUGGAGAUGGAGAUAUUGGAGUGGGAGGUAUUGGAGAGGGAGAGGAAGGAGAGGGAGAAGAAGGAGAAGAAAAAGGAGAAGAAGGAGGAGAAGAAGAGGAUGAAGAGGGAGAAGCAUAAGAUGAAGGUGAAGGAGGACAAGGAGAAGAGGAUGGCGGAGAGGGAGAAGGAGAAGGAGAUGAAGGAAAAGGAGACGAUCAAUACCAAUACCGAUACCGAUACCAAUUCCAAUUCUAA